Alternaria burnsii is the source of this 270-nucleotide messenger RNA. RefSeq lists its product as uncharacterized. NCBI's taxonomy places the organism in Eukaryota, Fungi, Ascomycota, Dothideomycetes, Pleosporales, Pleosporaceae. The coding region runs from base 1 to 270 and encodes 89 amino acids. The record is from RefSeq and is a predicted model, not a curated record. The transcript has a single exon.
AUGAAUAUAGCACCCUCACGUCUCCUCAACGGCGUGACCACUCUGGAUACAAAUGCCGGAAUGGUUCUCAUCGCUGACUCGGAACUCGGUCUAAUUUGGCGCGUAGAUACAAAGAGCUUGACCUACGAGACUGCUUUACAGGAUGGCACGAUGGCACCAAGGGAGACUUUGAACCGCCUGAUCGGUAUCAAUGGCGUGCGCGUCUGGAAGGAUUACGUGUACUACAACAACAGUCUCCUUCAGCUUACAUGCCGUGUACGCAUGGAUUGA